Messenger RNA from Protobothrops mucrosquamatus (brown spotted pit viper), 2027 nucleotides. It is a transcript of the gene ZNF777, whose product is annotated as zinc finger protein 777. The record is from RefSeq and is a predicted model, not a curated record. NCBI's taxonomy places the organism in Eukaryota, Metazoa, Chordata, Lepidosauria, Squamata, Viperidae. Gene Ontology annotation, molecular function: DNA-binding transcription factor activity; RNA polymerase II cis-regulatory region sequence-specific DNA binding. The coding region runs from base 1 to 2004 and encodes 667 amino acids. Gene Ontology annotation, biological process: regulation of transcription by RNA polymerase II. The transcript is spliced from 7 exons.
AUGAACGCAGGCGACGCUUGCGGCGAGAGUUGUGCGAUUGGGGCCGUGAAUGCCCGCAACGCUCAUGUGACACUUGUGCAAGCGUCUCGACGGGAUGCAGCGGCCGCGUCGCUCCUGCCGCCGCCGCCGAUCACCGAUCCCGACCAACUCUUUGACCGGGAGGACCAGGCGGCCGAGAUCGCCCUGACCUUGGUGGCUUCCUUCCAAGCCAUGGAGAAGAAGGUGGAUUCGCACACCGCCCGCUUGUUGGACCUGGAAGGCAGAACGGGAAGCGCCGAGAAGAAGAUUCUGGAUUGCGAGAAAACGGCGGUGGAGAUCGGUGGGCAGCUGGAGAGCAAGUGGGCCGCGCUGGGGACCCUCAUUCAGGAAUACGGCCUGCUGCAGCGGCGGCUGGAGAACAUGGAGAACCUGCUCAAGAACCGCAACUUCUGGAUCCUCCGCUUCCCGCCGGGCUCCAAGGGGGAGACCCCGAAAGUGCCGCUGACCUUCGACGACAUGUCAGUCUACUUCAACGAGAAGGAAUGGGAGAAGCUGGAAGAGUGGCAGAAGGAGCUGUACAAGAACCUGAUGAAGGGCAACCAGCAGUCUCUGAUCUCCUUGGACUAUGCAAUUUCCAAGCCAGGCGUGCUGUCCCAGGCCGAGCGGGCGACGGACGCCUGUCUGGGAGACGAUCGGGACUCGGAGGAACAGGGCAGCCUGCCCGAUGCCACAGCCGCCGGCAUCCGGGUGGUCAUCAAAACGGAAGAGCCGCAUUCCGACGAAUGUCCCGGUGACCUGGAGCCCCACCAGAUGUCCGGCAGUUCGGAAGGGGAUUUCCAGGGCCUGGACCCCGAAGCCCCCUGUGGAAGCCCCUACAGCGCCGCCACCCCCCUGGGAAAUUUUGCUGGGAACAACGUGGAGGAAGGAAGCGAGUACGACGUGAACUUUGGGGAGAUCAAGAGAGUGACCGUCCAGCAUGGCAACUGCACGGAUGACGGGAUCGUAAUCAAAAUGGAGGAAGAGGAAGAAGAGGAGGAAGAAGAAGAGGAGGAGCAAAGGGCGGCCAAGCCGCCCCGCCCCACCGUGGGCAUCUGCGCCCCGCUCUGCGAGAGAGACAAUAGCGUCGAGGCGCGGCCGGUCACCCUGCAGCAGCGGAACCGGACGCGCGAGCGGCCGUACAUCUGUCCGGAUUGUGGCAAGAGCUUCAUGCUGCGGAUCAACUACAUCAUCCAUCAGCGGAACCACCUCAAGGAGGGGCCCUACGAGUGCCACGCCUGCGACCUCAGCUUCCGCAUCAAGCAGCAGUACCUCCUGCACCAGCGGCUGCACACGGCGCGGCGCGGGGUGGCGCCUCCGCCCCGCCGCGGACAGGCCUACCCCAACAAGCGCAACUUUAAGCCGCAGCCUCAGCCGCCCCCACCGCCCGGCAAGCCGUACAAGUGCAGCGAGUGCGACAGCAGCUUCAGCCACAAGUCCAGCCUGAGCAAGCACCAGAUCACCCACGUGGGCGAGCGCCCGUUCUCGUGCAGCGAGUGUCGGAAGAGCUUCCGGCUGCAGAUCUCGCUGGCCAUGCACCAGCGGGUGCACGCCGGCAAAACCGAGCUGUCCUUCAUCUGCCCGCAGUGCGGCAAGGCCUUCAGCCGGCCCUCCCACCUCCUGCGGCACCAGCGGACUCACACGGGCGAGCGGCCGUACAAGUGCAGCCAGUGCGACAAGACCUUCAGCGAGAAGUCGAAGCUGACCAACCACUACCGGGUGCACACCCGGGAGCGGCCCCACGCCUGCGGCGAGUGCGGCAAGGGCUUCAUCCGCAAGCACCACCUGCUGGAGCACCAGCGCAUCCACACGGGCGAGCGGCCGUACCACUGCGCCGAGUGCGGGAAGAAUUUCACCCAGAAGCAUCACCUGCUGGAGCACCAGCGGGCGCACACCGGCGAGCGGCCCUACCCGUGCACGGAAUGCGCCAAGUGCUUCCGCUACAAGCAGUCGCUCAAGUACCACUUGCGGACACACAUGGGGGAGUGAGGGGCCGUCCCUGCUCCCUGACA